Messenger RNA from Formica exsecta, 25230 nucleotides. Its product is annotated as titin homolog. Lineage: Eukaryota; Metazoa; Arthropoda; Insecta; Hymenoptera; Formicidae. The record is from RefSeq and is a predicted model, not a curated record. Gene Ontology annotation, molecular function: ATP binding; protein binding; protein kinase activity. Gene Ontology annotation, biological process: protein phosphorylation.
GUCGGGACGAUUUUAGAACGGAGCAGGGCCUCCUGCCGUCAGACGUCUCGUGGCUUAGGGUGUGCUGUAUCAAUAUAGGGUCAAGACAGGAACAAGCUGGCCGGUGGUAGUGGUGAACGGUGCAGGUCUUCCUGAGUAGUACACGCGUACGUACGUCGGCCCUUCGCGAGUAAUGUCAAUGCGCGGAAAGACCGUUGUACGUAACGUUUGAGACGAGAUGACCUUAACAGAUCUUACGUCGAGGAAUAAAGGACCGCCAGAAUGGAUCGAAGAAGAUCAGAUCGUGUCAUCUCAAGGACGCAUAGGCGAGGACAUCAUCGUCGAACUGAAAUUGGUUUCAUCCGAAAGUUACGAUGACUUACAAUUCGAUUUAAUACGAGACGGAUUGCCAAUUUCAUCGGAUCGAUAUCGAUUGUCGAUGCGAGGCAAUGUCGUGCAAUUGGCCUUGAAGCAAUCGCGUAAAAACGAUACGGGUUACUAUUCUCUCGUAGCAACAAGACUUGGACAAGAAAACGAUAAAGGAGCUGUAAAGAAAAUUCACCUAAGUGUCAGCGAAGCAAGUUACGAAGAGGGUGAUCCCCCAAUCUUCUUGAGAAGAUUGAGCGAUCUUGCGGUUAAAGUCGGCACUCGAACCAGAUUUCUGAUAGAGAUUCGAAGUUCAACCACUCCGAAGAUAUCUUGGUAUAAAGAUGACUCACCUAUUCAUGAGGGACUCAGAUUCUCCCUCGUUCACGAAGGGAAUUUUCAUUGCGUCGACGUUGCUCCCGUCACGGUCGAGGAUCAAGGAUGCUGGACCUGCAUGGCGGAGAAUCGUAGCGGGAGAUCCUCGUGCACAUCUACUCUAACUGUUAUCGUUCCCAAGGCUUACAAAAGGCCAGAAUUUGUCGAAGAACUUCGCGCGUUGCUCACUGAGACGGGUACGGUGUCAUUGGAAUGCAAAGUAAUCGGUGUGCCCACGCCAGUACUAAGGUGGUUUAAAGACAGCAAGGAAAUUAAAGCCGGCGACGUUUUCGCUUUGACCGCCAAUCCCGAUGACCCGACUUCCCUUGGUGUUUAUACCUGCGAAGCAAAUAAUUGUAUGGGAACAACCUAUUCUUCUUCAAAGGUUCACGUAGCCGGAAAAGGAAGCCGAGAAGGUUCGCUGAAACCAGCGGAUGCUUUGGCACCGUCCGGGCCACUUCCGGUAUUUAAACAGAUACUCCAAGAUGAAUGUUGCCGAAUCGGAGACACUCUCGUGCUGUCCUGCCGAGUUCAAGUACCACCCUGGCCGAAGGUAAUCGCCUGGUACAACAAAGGAGGUCGUGUCGAACCCGACGAAAGAUAUCACAUAAUAGAAGACGGCAUCGGUGGAUAUUCAAUGGAAGUGAAACAAGUAGAGGCCAUGGACGAGGGUGAAUGGAAGUGCGUCGCUACCAGCGAGGAAAAUAUGAAGCAAUUCACGAGCUGCUACGUAGCCAUGUCUAUUCCAAGAAACUAUAGAAAACCGCGUUUCAUGGAGAAUCUGAAAGCAGUCUUGACGGAAGAAGGUCUUGUCUCGUUCGAAUGCAAAGUCGUAGGUUUUCCGACGCCGUUGCUAAGAUGGUUUAAAGACGGUCAGGAACUUAAGCCAGGAGACGUCUAUCAAUUAACCGGGACUAAUUCAUUAGGUUCGUAUUGCUGUAUCGCGAGAAAUUGCAUGGGCGAGGCCAAGAGUACAGCUGAAUUAACUAUCGAAGACAUCCAGAAUCAAUUAAACGAGGAAGAACGUUUUCAGCUUUUAAGCACUAAUCAGCCGCCAAAGUUUGUAAAAGGUCUCAGAAGUUGCGAGGCGAAGAUAAACGAAGAUUUUCGCUUUACAGUACAAGUAAGUAUUGCACCGGAACCGAGUCUUUCUUGGUAUAGAGACGAUGCAUUAGUGGAGGAAUCCGACAAAUAUCACGCGGCGAAGGAGAAUCUUGGCACAUGCCAUCUCGAAGUGCGAAAACUCGAAUUUAUCGAUCAAGCCGAGUGGAAGUGCGUAGCGGCAAAUGAUUUUGGUCAUAGCGUCACCUCCUGUUUCUUGAAGUUAAUCAUUCCCAAACAUUACAAAAAACCGAAAUUUCUCGAGAGUCUGCGCGCGAUUCUGUCAGAAGAAGGCGCGGUAAAUUUAGAAUGCAAAGUUAUCGGCGUCCCGCAGCCGGUUUUAAAAUGGUACAAAGACAACGUCGAACUCAAACCCGGCGACAUACACCGAAUUAUCUCCGGGCAAGACGGCACCUGCUGUUUAGGAACUUAUACUUGCGAAGCUAUCAAUUGCAUGGGAACAGUCAGUAGUUCCGCAUCUUUAUUAGGAUUUGAAGAUAAAAAACAAACCAAGGAGAUUCAGUCGCCAAACGGCCACGAACUGGCAAGGAAUCUAUCGUUGUCAACAAUACAUGAGGAACGAACUUCUCAGUUGUAUGAUACACCGCAGACAGAUCAUUCUGUCACUUUGGAUGACCGUGGCGAAGUGUCCUUUAGUUUUGAUGGCAAAGAAGUGUCGGUCAGUCUAUACGAAACACCCGAUCUCACCGAGGAAGAGGCGCUACAGAUUGUUGAAAUGUAUGCCGAUCAGUUGUCUGAACAUGUAACAGAACACAAUGUGAUCGAACUACCGCCAAUGAGAUUUGUCAAAGAAACAUCUACGUCCGGUAAUUUGCUGAUGGAGGCCGUAGUAAUCGACGUGUCGCCUGAUUACUUUGUUAGCGCCGAAGAAGGCGAUGAUUUACGGACAGAAGCCGAUUUCGAGGAUGUUUCUAUCAUGGAUGAUGUGACGCACGUCCUCUCGUCGCCUGAACGCGAUUCCCGAGGUUCUUUAAAGAGAUCAGCUCGAUACAACGGGGAUGAUGAUGAGAAAGUUCCUAGUAAGCCACCUCGGAAAAAAUCAACGAGUAUAUCGUCAUCGAAAAGCGAGAAGAGCCAACGAAUCGAAUCCGAGAGCUUCCAUAGCGCUCAAAAGGACGAGCCGCCAUUGUCUCCGCUCUCAUCCUUCAAGCAAGACGAUAGCGACACUUUCGCGGACGCUUUAUCAUCUGCGCAUCUCUCCAUCACAGAAAGUCUCAUUCAAAAACAUAUCACAGCGGAACAUGAUAUAACAGAUGCUAGAAAACGUAGUUUGAGCGCUGAAAGAUCAACCGGCUCCAGUUUGGACGAUGGAAUCGGUGGUGAUUCCUCCUUCGAUUCCAUGACUGGUGUUCCGAAAAAGAAACAGCGUAAAAACAAAAAAAAGAAAAAAGACAAGAGUAAUUCCGAGGAGUAUUCCGACCAUAGUGAUUACAAGGGUAGAAGAAGUAAAUCAGAAGAUAGAGCCGAUGUGAAAAUAGAACCGUAUCAAUCUAUAGAAUCGGUUGACGAAACAGGAAUGGAUAUCGGAAAUGGAAUCGAUACAAAAGAGACGAUAAAGAAAUCAUUUUCUGAAGAAAGACUGUUAGAUAAUUUAACAAGCGUGACGGAAGCUAUUAACGUACAUACUUUGGAAGAGACUCGAAAACUGAAAAAAGAUAUUCUUUUAGAAUCAAGAAUGGUCCUGCGCAAAGCUUUGGAAACGUAUGAAAAAGUUCCCGAUACUUUAGUACCACGAUUUUCCAGUAUUCGCGAGCGAGUCAACGAUGUAUAUCAAACAUUGGAAAUUUCAAAAGAAAAGAACAUGGAAAUCGAAACUUUAAUCGAUCUCGAAGAACCUCUGCAUGCAUUGCUGCAGGCUAUUGAUAAAAUUACGUCAGCGGAGGACAUAGAAAUUAUACGCAAUUUUCUCGAACCAUCGAUCCUUCAGUUGUCAUACAUCGUCGAAAAUCUCGGAUUGUCAUCUUUACAGCCUACGCUGACGAUUUUAAGAAAAAUCAACAAGCGCAUUUGUAACAUUCCUAUUGAAACGGAAGGAUUGUCCUCGAUAAAAUCAAUUGCUGACGAAACUCGAAAAAUACCCGAGGAAAUUCUAGAUAUACUAAUCGAUAUCCAGUCGGCGUUUAAUGCGAUUUUAGAUUACAUGGAAUGUUCAAAACUCGCUAUGAACGGAACUGCUGCUCCGCAGCAGGUUUUAACGGGAUCGAGACUCGCGGCGUGUUUAGUAGAGUUAAGAGAGUGCGUAUCCCACACAGCACAUACUGCAAUGACGUUGAAAGAAAAUGAGACAUUAAACAGUUUAAUGGAAUUUAGAGAACCCUUGUUAGAUCUUCAAGUAGUUUUAGCGUCAGAGGAACAUAUUUUUUGGGAAAUUACGUUACUGAAAAAAAUUAUCUUUGCCAUUGAAAAAUUGAAAAAUGUCAUUGUAACAAUACUAAAGAAUUCCAAAAAUCCUGAAACAAUUGCGCGAGUAAAAAUAAUUCUUCAGAUAUUGGAAGAUACUAAUAAGCAAAUAUCAAAAUUGAUGGAACAAUUGUUAGAGAUGGAAGCUGUACAGAAACACGUGCUAAAAAACCUAAACAUUGAUCAAAGUUUAAGCAGCGUGCAUUUCGCUUUAUCAUCGGUUUUAGAAAAGCAAGAAAAAUCUGCAAGCUCAUAUCAUUUAAUUACAUGUAUUGAAGCGUUACGUCAGACAAUUGGUUCUUCGGCGAUUACAAUAGCCAAUUUAUACAAUCCAAUCGAUAAUAAUAUAAUUCAAGAGAUUAAUGAAUUAACUGAUCCGUUGUUAAAUCUGCAAAAAAAUUUAUUAACGGAAAAACAUGAACCAGAAGAGGAGCAAAUUCUAAUUAAUUUGAUAAAUCCCAUCAAUAAAUUGAAAGAGAUAAUUCACAGCAUAACGGAAAGCGGUUCUUCGGUCGAGUUAAUAGUGCCUAUGAUAAAAUUAUUGGAAGAAAUAGAGAAAGAUGUAAUUCUUGUAGCAAAAGAAAUAUCAAAGAAAAAAUCUCAAGAGGAAAAUGCUCGAAGAGAAAAUACGGAAAAGAAAAGCGAUUCAAAAUGCAUUCUCGCUAAUCAAAUCAGCCGUUCUUUAGAACCUAUUAAACAAUGGUUAUCCACGUCUGAAGACAGUACAAAGGACGAAAUAGAAUCUACUCUAAGCUUAACGAUCGAGGAAUUGAAGAGAGACGUCACUCAAAUUGCCAUUCAAACGUCAUAUUCUGAACCACCAAAUGAUGAAAGUUUGAUAGAAGCAUUGAUUGAUCUUCGAGAACCAUUAAUAAAACUUAAAAAUGCUAUUUCUAUAUAUCACAGGCCGGAAGAUCUCUUGACUUUAGAGAACUUAGGUCAGCCUAUGAAACAUCUUUUGCAUAUUAUCACGGACAUUCUUCAUGAACAUGCGGAAGAAGAGCGUUUAAAAUCGAUAGUAGAUAUCGUCGAACAAAUUGAAAAUCAAAUACCGCUUUCGAUCGAAGAUGCUCUCCACCAGCAAGAACUUGGACAAUCUGUCAAAACAUUCAAUGUGGAAGAGGAAGAAGAAGCUAUUACAGUUUCUUCCCGAGAAACAAUUCCAGGCACUCUUACAGAAAUCGCGUCUACACCAUUUGAAACCGGAUCCACUACAUUGCCUAUUGAACAACUUGUAAUAGAAGAUACUGUCAAAAUAGUUGACGAUGUCGCUCUACAGGCUGUAAAGGCUGACAAGCAAAAAAGAGAGGAGAAUGCGGGCAAAUUAAUUACAGUCUUGUCGGAAACCUUGGAGAAGCUUCAAUUAGAGAUUACUAGUAUUUUAGAAGAUUUCGAGGAAUCGGCAACGCGAAUCGCUACGAUUCCCCAAUCAAAAUUAGCCAAUUUUCUCGAAGAAUUGAGAAGGACCAUCUCUACAAUACGCAUGAUAACCACCGUUUACGAUAAAGAAAUUGGAUCAUCUGAAGAAAAAGUUAAUCAAACAAUUCUAGUGUUAACUAAUUUAACACAACCGCUAACAAAUAUACAAGAACUGCUUUCCAGACCAUGCAAACAUGAUGUCUCGGAACUUAUGAUAUUGAAUCAAUUAACGCCACUGUUGAAUGUGAUAGAAAAUAACGUGAUAAAACAAGCAAUUGAUUUUGUCGAUAAAAAUGAAGACACGGAGAAAGAGUUUGAAUUUCUUGUAUGCGUUUUAAAAGACAUUAAAGCAGAAAUUCCCACUCGAAUUCAAGAAAUAUCAUCAAAACAAAAAAUUUUGGAAUGUCUCCGAGAUAUCUCGAAGCCUCUAGAUAGCAUUGUAGAGCGUAUGAACGAUCUGGAAAAAGCUGCGGAAGAAACCCUCGAGACGGAUGUCGCGAAUAUUUUGGGAAAGCCAAUUGCCGCUCUUUUAAAAAAUAUCAAGACCGCUAUCCAAGAAGUAGAUACGCUAAAUCGACGAGAGCCAAUAAUUAACGAAUUACGAAAUCUUCUCGAACCUUUGAUAGAAUUUCAUACCUGCCUUUCAAUGAUACAGAGCAUUCGACGAAGUUUGGUUCCCGAAGCCAGUUUAUUAGACGAAAGAAGAAACGUUAUCCUGCGAGCGGUGGAUGAUUUGCGGAAAAAAGUUUGUCAUACUGUCGAAGCAAUCGCGAAUAUGGAAGAAGCCUCUCUAUUCGAUGAAUCUUUGAUGUCGCUUAAUUCCGCGAUUCUGCAAGUACAGAAGCAAAUCGGCAAGACUGAUUAUUCGCGCCGAUCUAGUAGUGUCAAGAUUUCUCUUCAGCAUCGACUUACUGGAACGUUGAAUCGCUUAGCAAAUGCUAUAAUAACUGUGGAAGAACACGCUGACAGAGAUACAUAUGGAAUAUUAUCCAAAUGCUUGGAGGCAUUGCAGAAACAAAUCUCCUUCACGCAAAUGCAAUUUAUUCAGAUUGAUAGUGAAUCAAUUGACGAAGAGGCAAUUGUAGAAGGCUUUCUUUAUCCGACUAAUCAACUUCUAUCGGCGUUAAAUAUUCUUAAAGAAAAAAUACCGUCGGCGAUUUCACAUAAUUUAAUAAUUCAGUUUCAAGAACUAGCCGAUUCGAUCUCAGAACUAAAUUCUUCUUUGUCGGCGCAUAAAGCGGAACUUAUACAAAGAGGCGCUUCUAUAGGAGCGCCUAUCGUAGAAACCUUUUGUGCCGUUACGGAUGUCUUAAAUCACGUGAAAGAUUCCAUAAUGACAAUAGAGAAGAUAAUCGAACAGAAAGAGAGCAAAGUCAUCACAAAAGUAGAAAGUGUCACUGAUGAAAUUAUAGAAAUAUCGCAAGAGGAAAUUGAGAGCGUAAUAAUGAUCACGGAAAUACCAUCGGCAGUUCAAGAGGUUGCUCAAUCGAAGAUUGAAGAUACACCUAAAAUAACACAAACACCGGUUAUAGAAAAUCUAGAAGCGGUGAUCCAUAUUGAACAAACGGAAGAUAAUCUAGCGGAUACAAAAUAUGAGGAGAAUCGGGAAGAAAAUGAAAAACGAGAAGACUUGAUAAAUCAGAUGUCAAAGUUCAACUCUGCGAUAAAUAGCCUGGCACAGCCGUUGAGAGAACUGAUCAAUUUCGUGAAAUCCGCUACGCAAGAAUCGCUGACUUCAAAAUCCGAGGAGAACAAGCGAAAAAUACAAGAGCUAACAGCAUUGGUACAAAUUCUUUACGAUUUACAAGCUACAAAUAUUUCUAUUAAGACGGCAUUGUCUUCCUCGUCCAUUAUACUAGUAGAUAAUAAAUUUUCUCGUAUGGAAGAUAUCCUGACUGAUUUUGAGCGAGCUAUCGGUACGGUUAUUUCUUUGACUGACGCAGGAGUGAGACCAGAAUUAAAGGAGAACAUUAUGACGUCUUUACAAUCUAUUGCCGAGCCCUUAGAUGCUCUUGAAAAUAUAUUGGCAUCUAUAUGUCAGACGUUUGAUGGAGACAAAUACGUCGACAGAGAAUCGUUAUCGAUAAUUGCAAAAGAAUUAAUGCCGUGCAUUAAAGACACUGUUAAAUCUAUAAAUGAGAUCCAGAUAUUAAAAUCUGUUAGAAUUGCUGACGAGAAAGAAACAGAAAAAUUGAAAAUAAAAGAGGAAGCAAAUAAUAUUGAAGAAACGACUGCGCGACCUCUCGAAGAACUGAUAGAAGCUAUUAUGGAUUCUCAGGAUCAGGUAAAAUGCGACAAAACUUCGCUUUACGAAUCUAGUUCGCCUUCCGCCGAUUCGAUCGAAUCAAAAAGCAUCGACAAUUUACAAUUGAUGGAAGUAGAAACACAAUUAAAUGAAACACUCGUUAAAAAGGCAGACGAUUCAAUGGCACAAGAUACAGUAGAAAUACCGCAACAAGAAUUGACAUCCGCACCAGCAUCUAGCCAAAUCGGAGAAAUACUUACUGAGAAGAAAGAAGUGAUAAAGUCUGUAACAGAAUCCUUGGAAGAAGUCAAAGAGCAAAAUUUAGGAGCGAUUAGUCAGCAAAAAAUAGAAUUAACUCAAGUAUCUGAAAAAUAUGAAAUGCAGGAAAAACAAAUAAAAGCUGAAACUUUGCAAGCAAUUAUUUCUCCUCUUCAAGUAUUGCAUAAAUCAUUCGACGAAAUCGGAGAAAUAGGAAUUUUAGAAUCAUCUGACAAGAAAACGAUAGCAUUUUCGACUCUGAUAGAACCGUUGUUAACUCUAAAAGUUGCAUUACCGUCCGAAGUUACUGAGGAAAUAAAGCAAGACACAGUGCCGUUAGAAAAGUUAUCUAUCACAUGCGUUUUGCAAGAACUACAAAAAUCAAUCGCUACAAUUCAAGAGCAAGUACAACUUAAUACUGUAGCCGAAGCCAAUUCAAGCAAAACGUCUAAAAUGCGUUUAAUGCAAGCCAUCGAAAAACCAUUAGAAGAUUUAAAAAUGUCAAUCGCGUGCAUCCAAUCCGAUCCAAUAACUAGUCAAUUGAUUCAGGAAAAAGCGGAGUUAUCGAGCGUUGAACAGAUCACAAUUUUACAAACUCUUGCGAAAUCAGUGGAGCAAUUUGGAGAAAGAUUUAUGUCUAUUACUAAUGAGAUAAAAAUAGAAGCAGAAUCUGUACCACCAUUGCAAAUUGUUAAACAAAAAGAUCAAGAGCUUGAGCCAGAAAUUUUACAUAAGAUUGUUGAUCCGAUUCAUAUUCUACGUGAAACACUCUCUCAAAUCGAAGAAUUAAAGAGUCAUAAAGCUGAGUUGCUAGAAAUACCAGAACAGGAAAGAGAGAUUGUUCAAUUAAAUACGGUGAUAAAUCCUUUGGAAAAAUUAGAACAAUUAUUAAUCACAGAUAUACAACAGAUUACAGUGGCGCAGGAGAAAGUUACGGAAGAUCUUAGCGGAAAUCAAGUUUCAUUGGCAAGUGCGGAUUUAAAGCCCGUACUAGAAGAGCUAAGAAACUCAAUUGUUGUAGUCCAGCAGCAAGCAGUCUCUAACGAAGAUAGUCUUACAGUAAAAACUUUAAACGAAGCUUUCGAAAAUCUGAAAACGCCAUUAACAAUCAUCGAAGAAAUUGCCGAUCGCUUCGAUGAAGUUGCUGAAACUGAAAAAUUAUCGACUUUACUAACAUUUGCGAAAUCGGUGGAAGAAACAGUGAAUCAACUAGCUAUAGCUAAGCAAAAUGUAAUGCAACAAGAAAUGCGAGAAAUUUCUCUGUUAAAAGCGAUAACUAUUCCAAUCGAAGGGCUACAAAGUGCAAUAUUGAAACUCGAAGAUCAAGUGUCUCAAACAUUGGAAACAAAAGAGUCAAUAAAACUUGUUGCUUUAGAAUGUAUAGUGCAACCGUUGCAAGAGUUACAGCAAUCUUUCUUAAUUGCAUCUCAUCAGGAGAUCGCCCAAUCUUUGCAACGAUUGCCAAUCAAGCCGAUAUUGGACAAUUUGAGUAAAUCUCUUGCGGUGAUUCAAGAUCAAACUACGAUCGUUCAAGAUUUACUCGCGGAGGCGAAUACAGAUGAUUUGACAAUAUUAAAAGAUUUUGCAAAAUCACUCGGUAAUUUGAGAACGUCGACAGUGGUCCUGCAACAAUUAAAUGCGAUAGAAAACGCUGGCCAACAAAUCGUAGAGAUUGAAAAUGCGUCCGCGUUGCAAGCAUUCGCAAAAUCUAUCGAGGAAUUUAAAAAAUGUUGCUCCGUCGUCGUCGAACGGCCGAGAGUCAUCGAAGUCUUCGCGACAAAUGCAGAAUUAAAACAAUCGGUCAAAACGGAUACGCAACCCCUCGAAAGUAUUAUCGAGCCUCUACGAAUUUUACAAGAGCAAAUUUUAACCAUUGAAGAAACUAAAAUGCAAGAAUCUGAAAUCUUGGAUAUUACGGAGACAAAAAAACCGGUUACCGUGUUGAGCAGUCUAGUUGGUCCCUUGCAACAACUUGAAAAAUCUUUUAUCGCAACGGUGCGCAAGGAGCAUGUGAUCGAACAUGAUGGACAGGAUCUAAAAGCCGAAUCAUCUUCCAUGAGCUUAGAAAAACUUGCCUUACAGCCUAUCCUCGAGGAGGUGCAAAAGUGCAUUGCCACUGUUCAAGAGCACGUGAUAUUAGAGGCAGGCAGCCAAAUUAUCUCGGAAACAGAAACUGACGCUUUACUGAAAUCGAUCGCGCAGCCUCUAGUGGAUCUAAGAGCCUCCGUUGCCUCUAUUCAGCAAGUAGCCGCAGUUGCGCCUGAUCCUUUAAACGAACUGGCACAGCAACACAAUGUCUCGGCAUUGGAAACGUUCGCCGAAACUCUCCACAAUCUAUCGGAAUGUAUAGCAAUGUGCAAUCAUCAACAGAUAAUCAUGGAGCCUGUGGCAGACACCUUUUCCGAAGACGCUUCGUCUUUGAAUACAUGGGCAGAUGUAAUCGACGAACAAUCUCUUUCAAAAGUCACGCGUCCGAUGGUGAUCGAUCAGGGCGCGAUCGAAUCUCCUGUCGAGAUCGCGAUAUCGAUAUCGGAAGAUGAAGCAUCCGCGUUGAAGACAUUAGCAAAGCCUUUAACCGAAUUACGAGAAUGCCUUGCACUGGUCGUUGAAGAGCGCAAAGUAGUCACGCCGAGCGAUACGACGUCUUCUUUAUCGGAGAGGGAAAAUGUCUCUCUGUUGAAAACGAUGAUACAGCCUUUGUUAGAGUUGAAGGAUGCAGCCACAGCGGUAAUUAUUCAAGAACAGACAACUAUGGAACGUGCAAAUGAACAUUCAUUCGCAAUCGAGGAUAAGAAUGAAUUCGCCCUUCAUCCAUUGAUGGAACCGCUCGAGGAACUGCGCCAUUCCAUCGCCGUAAUACAGGAUCAGAUGUUGGUUGAAACAUCAAUGGAUCGACCGAAGAAUGACAUUGUAUUAGAUGCACUGGCUGAACCUCUGUUCGACCUCCAGCGCGCUAUAUCGGUUCUAGAAGCACGAAUUAUAUCGCCGGAUGUCGAGUCGAUGCCUGAAGAUACGAGCAACAAUUGGAUCACGGAAUGUUUAGCGGUUCCUCUGCACGAGAUAGAGAGAUCGAUAGCCGAUAUUCGACAAUGCACAAUAAUGGAACCUGAAACUGUAAUUAUGGAAGAACAAAUAAGAACAUCAACGCCAAACUGGUCUAUUGUGGAAGAAUUAUCGAAACCGAUGGAAAAUAUUAAGACAGCUAUAUUGCGUAUGGAAGAUGACUAUACCGAAACUGAAGUUCUCAAAACAAUGGCAAAAUCACUUACUAAUGUACAAGAGAGUUUGAUGUUAUUGACAAACAAAUAUAAUUUAAAUGCUAUUGAUGAGGAAACCAAUAUUGACGCUAUUAUCAAUUCUCUUUUUAAUCUUGAGAAAUGCAUUUCAUUCGUUAAGAGAGAAAUUGUCGAUAAACCAAUGUCCGAAUCAUCAAAUACCAUAGAAACAGAUACUACUAUAUCCACCGCUCUUAAUGUACCAUUAAACGAGCUAAAAUAUUCCAUUGUGACCGUAAAAGAAUCCCCAAGCAUUUAUCUAAAGGAUUUAAAAAGACCCUUGGAACUCUUGCAAGAUGCGCUCGAAGCAGUUAUAUCUAUACAACAAAAUAAAAAGCUCUUGGAAUUAUCGACAAAAAUAAUGAAUACUAUUUUGAAUAUUAACACGUCUGUUGAAUCUAUCGGACACAAAUUAGAGGAACAACAGAUGUCUGUCAUCGAGAUUUGUAUCGAAUGCGAAGCACUCGGAAUAUUGACGAAACUUUUACAGAAUAUUAAACAGUGUAUCGCACAAAUACAAGAGAAACCGAGUACCGAAUUGAUGAUCAAUGCCUUGCAAAAUCUCGAGAAAUCAGUAGCUAUAAUACAACAGCAGUCAGCCGAUAAACCGUUGGCGGAUCCGCAGCAUACAAAUUUCGGUAUCCUCUCGAAAAAUUUAAUACCGUGCCUUCAUGAAUUGCAAGAGUCAAUGGAAGAGGCGAAAACUUUAUGGCAUACACAAACAAUAUUAGAAGGAUUAAAAAUUCUUGAGAAACCGAUCUGCAAAUUGCAAUCUGUCAUAAAUAUUAUAUGUGAUCAGUUUUUGGUAGGAGAAAUGAGUCAGACAAUAGAAAAACAGAAGAAAGUACCUCAAAAGAAAUCUGCAAAAAAAGAAAUAGAAAAAUCUAAAAUUGAAACAAGUAUUGAAAAAGACGAUGAAGUAAAGAAAACAAUAAAAGUAGAAAUAGAAGAAACUAAGCUGACAGACAAUGCAGACUCUACAGUAAUUAAUGAUACGGUAGAUAAAGAGGAAAAAAAGAGUUUAGAAAUACAACAGAAACAGGAAAAAGAAGAAGAAAAAUCAAUUAAGGAGAAAUUAGAACAGCCAAAAGAUGAUAUAGUUGAAAAAAAGAAAGAAAAAGAAGAGGAAUAUAAAAAGAUAGAGAAACAACAAGAAUAUAUAAAAGAGACCGAUAAAAUAAAAAGUGAAACUGAGGAACAAAAGAAAGAGGAAACAGAAAAAAUAAAUAAAGAACAGAAAAGCAAAGAAAUUGAACAAGUAAGAGAAGAAGCAGAGCAAAAUGAAACAAGUAUAAAAGAUAAAAAGAUUAAGAAAGAUAAAAAAGAACGUAAGACAACACAAGAAACCGAAAGUUUAAAGAAAGAAGAAGCUGGAGAAAUAAAACAAAUCGAAAAGCAGCAAAAGGAAAUGAAUGUGACAGAAAGCAUAAAAAACGAAAUCGAAGAGUUUAAAAAAAUCACAGAAACUGGAGAAAUAAAAAGCGAAAAUAAUGAACAAAACAAAGAAAAUCGUGAGAAAAUAAAUAAAGUGGCAGAGGAACAAAAAAAAGAGCAAGAGACUGUACAAGAAAGAAAGGAAUCAGAUAAAAGUAAAAAAACUGAAAAGAAUCUAAGCACAAAGGUAGAAAAAACAGAAAAGGAUAAAGCAGAAGAAACCAAAAAUAAAGUGGCAGAGGAACGAAAGGAAGAGCAAGAGACUGUACAAGAAAGAAAAGAAUCAGAUAAAAGUAAGAAAACUGAAAAGGAUCUAAGCACAAAGAUAGAAAAAACAGAAAAGAAUAAAGCAGAAGACAUCAAAGAUAAAGUGGCAGAGGAACACAAGAAAGAGCAAGAGACUGUACAAGAAAGAAAAGAAUCAGAUAAAAGUAAGAAAACUGAAAAGGAUCUAAGCACAAAGGUAGAAAAAACAGAAAAGAAUAAAGCAGAAGACAUCAAAGAUAAAGUGGCAGAGGAACACAAGAAAGAGCAAGAGACUGUACAAGAAAGAAAAGAAUUAGAUGAAAGUAAGAAAACUGAAAAGGAUCUAAGCGCAAAAUUGGAAAAAACAGAAACGAAUAAAGUAGAAGAAACCAAAGAUAAAGUGGCAGAGGAACACAAGAAAGAGCAAGAGACUGUACAAGAAAGAAAAGAAUCAGAUGAAAGUAAGAAAACUGAAAAGGAUCUAAGCGCAAAAGUGGAAAAAACAGAAACGAAUAAAGCAGAAGAAGCCAAAAAUAAAGUUGCAGAGGAACGAAAGGAAGAGCAAGAGACUGUACAAGAAAGAAAAGAAUCAGAUAAAAGUAAGAAAACUGAAAAGGAUCUAAGCACAAAGAUAGAAAAAACAGAAAAGAAUAAAGCAGAAGAAGCCAAAGAUAAAGUGGCAGAAGAACACAAGAAAGAGCAAGAGACUGUACAAGAAAGAAAAGAAUCAGAUAAAAGUAAGAAAACUGAAAAGGAUGUAAGCACAAAGGUGGAAAAAACAGAAACGAAUAAAGCAGAAGAAGCCAAAGAUACAGAGAACAAAAAAGUACAAGCGAAGGAAAAGAAAGAGGCUGAAAUAAUAGAAAAGGAAAAAGAACUGAAAGAUAUAAAAGAAAAUGAAAGAGUAAAAGAUGCAACAGAACAUAGUAAAAAAGAUGAAAUUGAAAAAGUACAGAAAGAAGAAAAAGAAAAAACAGAUAGAACACAGCAAAAAGAGCAGGAACAUAUAAAAAUAGAAGAAACUGAAAUCGCAAAAAAAGAAAAAGACACGCACGACAACAAAAUGGAAGUCGAAGAAAUAAAAAAGCAAGAGGAGAGUAAAACUCUCAAAAAAGAUAAGAAAGAGCAAGAGAAAGAAAACGAAAAAGCAAAAAGCAAAAAGACUGAGAAACUGAAAAAGGAGAAAGAAAAGCUGGCACAAGAGAAACAAUUAAAAAAGGAAAAAGACGAAAAGUCAAAAGACGAAGAGAAAACGAAGGAAAUGGAAAAGAAAAAGGAGGAAUCUAGUAAGAAAGAUGAGUCUGCACAAGAAAUAAGAAAAAAACAGGAACAAGUAGAAGCAGUAAAAACACAAGAGCAGAAGGAAAAAGAAAUAACAGAAAAAGUAAAAGAGAAAGAAGGCAAAGAAGCAAAAGAUGAUGUGAAAGAAUUAGAAACGAAAAAAGAAAAGUCUAACAAAACAGAAGAAUCUACAGAGAAAAAGAAAGAAAAGGAACAAAAACAAGAGGAUAAAGUUAAAAUAUCAAAGAAGGAGGAUGAGGAACAAAAACAAACAACUAAAACUGAAAAAAUAAAGGUAGCAGAAAAUCAACAAGCAGAAACAAAGAAAGAUAUGCAAGAGGAUAAGAAAAAAAUAACACAAGAGAAGGAUAAGCAGGAAGAUAAAAAAAUAGAAAAGAAAAGAGAAGAACAAAUAGAAAAAGAAAAGGAGGAGAUUGUUAAAAUAGACCAAGUGGUACAGCAAACACAAAAUGAAUACAUAAAGAAAGAAAAUGAUGAAGAUAAGAGCAAACAAAAAUAUAAAGACGCAAAAAAGGAUCAAGAACUAGGAGAAAAGACACGUAUAAAACAAAAACAAGAAGAAAAAUCGAACCAAGAAAUUCAGAAAUUACAAUCGAGAGAGGAUAAAGAUUUAUGUUUAAAAGUGGAUAAAUAUCAGGAAACACAAAAAGAUGACGCAAUACUCCAAAAACGACAAGAACAGAAAAAAUCGCAAUUUGAAAAAAUAGAAAGAACAAAAAGAGAUGAGGAACAGAAACCGUGGAGGCCACGGGAAGAUGAAAAUUGGUUACGUACGAGAAAAGAGGAGCGAGUUAACAGAAAUGAUGAAUACAGAUUAGACAAAGAACGUAAAGAGGAAUAUGAUCGUCAAAAAAGAAAUGAUAAUAAAAGGCUUCAUCGAAUGGAAAUGGAACGCUUAGAAAAUAAAAAAACCGUGGGGCAAUCCAAAAGAGAUGAAACUGAUUAUAUAUUUAGAGCAAACGAGGAGAGGUUUCAGAAAAGAAGCGAGGAAAAGAGAAUCAGGGGAGACGAGACUGCUAGAUUAUUAUGGGAAGAAGGACAAAAAUUACGAAAAAGACAGGAGGAAGAGAUAUACAGGAAUAAUGAAAGAAGAAAGGAGCAAAUUAGAGAAAGCGAAUGGUCCAGAAGACGUGAAAACGAAUCCGAUCGCUUCCUUAAAAACAUGUUGGAAACCAGAUACAAGCCCGACAAAUCGACCGCAAUGUUUUUCGACGUCGAUUAUUCGCGAGAAUAUACUUCACGAUUUGUAAAAAAAUCGCAAUUUGAAAAAAUAGAAAGAACAAAAAGAGAUGAGGAACAGAGACCGUGGAGGCCACGGGAAGAUGAAAAUUGGUUACGUACGAGAAAAGAGGAGCGAGUUAACAGAAAUGAUGAAUACAGAUUAGACAAAGAACGUAAAGAGGAAUAUGAUCGUCAAAAAAGAAAUGAUAAUAAAAGGCUUCAUCGAAUGGAAAUGGAACGCUUAGAAAAUAAAAAAACCGUGGGGCAAUCCAAAAGAGAUGAAACUGAUUAUAUAUUUAGAGCAAACGAGGAGAGGUUUCAGAAAAGAAGCGAGGAAAAGAGAAUCAGGGGAGACGAGACUGCUAGAUUAUUAUGGGAAGAAGGACAAAAAUUACGAAAAAGACAGGAGGAAGAGAUAUACAGGAAUAAUGAAAGAAGAAAGGAGCAAAUUAGAGAAAGCGAAUGGUCCAGAAGACGUGAAAACGAAUCCGAUCGCUUCCUUAAAAACAUGUUGGAAACCAGAUACAAGCCCGACAAAUCGACCGCAAUGUUUUUCGACGUCGAUUAUUCGCGAGAAUAUACUUCACGAUUUGAUUCUGGUAUUUCGACGCUUUCUAGCACUUCCAGAUCGUAUAGCUGGAGAGAUUCUUUGACGUCAUUAAGUAGAAGAAGAAUCGACGAUUACUGGGAUUAUAAAUUACACGGCUCUUUUAUGGAUAAAUAUUAUUUCGACGCAGGAUCGUCGUACAGAAGGCGCAAGAAAAGAGAUAACCGUAUGAUUCGCGCGAGAUCCACUAGUUUACUAAAGUACGAAGACUAUUCGACCGGAGAUAGCGAUGCUACCAUUGUACCUAGCACUCGACGCAUUCGACCUAUCCGACGUACAAAAACAGAGGCUACCCCACGUAUCAAUUUCGACAUUUACGAGUUUAUUCCGUCUAGCUACCCUGGCUUCGGUCAAAGUGAGGAUCUUCCGUGGGACAAACCAAAGAAGCCAUCGUUCUGCACGAGACUGACGAACAGAAUCGUAGGAACUGGUAUGAGAACAAGACUGACCUGCACCGUACUUGGUAAUCCGGAACCGCGCGUCUACUGGACUAGAGAUGGUCAAAAGUUGGAUGUAUCAGACAGUCGCUGCAGAACGCGAUACGAGAACGGUAUGGCCUAUCUGGAAUUAUACGACGCACUUCCCACAGACGCCGGAAUAUAUGCGUGCGUAGCUGAGAAUACGCAUGGCAUUUCGAGCACCGAGUCCACCUUAAGGGUUUAUUCCGAUUAUAAACCUGCGCAUUCGCCUCCAACAUUUGUAAAAUCAAUUAAAGACACUUACCGAUAUUCCGAUCAGAAGCUCAUCUUGGAAUGUCGUGUACGAGCACAUCCGACUCCUUCGAUUUCCUGGCUAAAAGACGGGCGGAUUCUUGAGGGCGAGCGUUACGAGCAGAUCUAUCUCGACGAUGAUAUAUAUCGAUUAGAGAUAGCGAAUCCUAAUGCCGCAGAUAAUGGACGAUACACGUGUCGUGCGGUAAACGAGUUGCACACCGAGGAAAUAUCUCAUAUAGUUCACGUCGAAGAUUGGCAAUCGACGAGCCGAUACGAUAUAAAAUCGAGCAACGAAAUUGGAUCGGAAUUUGCGCGACGACCACGAUUCUCUAAUUUAUUAAAGGAUUACAACGUGCCUGCUGGCGGUACCAUCGCUCUUCAAGUAGAAGUUAAAGGUACACCAGCUCCGGAAGUAAAAUGGUUACGCGGUGACCGGAAGGAGCCGAUAGCCAUAUCGAAGGCGAAAACCUUCACCGAGCGUGGACUUCACACGUUAAUUGUACCCGAGGCCACAGAAUCGGAAAGAGGUACAUACGUGUGUAGAGCGAUCAAUGCUUACGGACAAGUGGACACGUCGGUGACAGUGGACGUAAUAUCAUCGAGCGCUAUCGACGGCGGAAAACCGGCGGUGUUCGUCUCGAGACCGUCCAAGAAAUCGAUCGACGUGACCGUCGGUGAAGACGUCAGUAUAUCCUUUCGAGUCAACGGUACUCCUAAGCCACGAGUAAUCUGGAUGAAAGGAUUAACGGACAUCACGGACGGACCAAGAUCGUACAAGGAGAGUAUUGAUGAUUAUGUCAGAUUAACGUUAAAAAGAGCCGUACCUUCUGAUGAAGGUACCUACUGCAUUCUGGUUAAGAAUAGAUAUGGUUGCGACAGAAGCUUCUUCUCGAUCAAGGUGAAGCAACGCGCUAGGUCGUUGACCCCAUCGCCAGAUUGGAAUUCCGUUACCGAACAUGACGCAGGCGAAGAGCACGAUGACGACAUGUCAUAUGUGAGAAUUUGCACCAACUGCAAGACAUUUGAUUAUAUACACGCUAAAAAAUAUAUUGCUAAGGAAAAUAAAAUAAAAUUUAUCAUGAAGCCACACGAUCAUGGGAUCUUUGUCAACGAUGGAAACGAUAUCACUAUCACUAUCUCACGUUUAAGAAGUUCAUGGACAAAUAAGAAUUGUUUAAUCAUUGAUUUUUUGGAAUAUCUGUAUGGACAUCGAGACGUACCUGGUCCGAUCAGUAGCGAGCCUGUUGCUGUUGAUGGUGGAAAGAAUUGGUUGUCGCUGACUUGGGGUAAAGCAGAGAGAAGAGGACCUGCUCCGGUGAUCGCUUAUAAAGUCGACGCUUGGCUUCUUGGAAGUGACGGAGGCGCACGAUGGGUAGAGCUGGGAAUCACGCCGAUCAACACGUUCGACGCGUUCAAUUUGCGAUCGGGUGGAGAGUACAAAUUCCGCGUAACUCCGCGAAAUCGUUACGGAUGGGGCGAACCGGUUACCAUGACAAAUUCAGUUUUAGUGAGCGAAAGUACCGAUCUUCCGGAAUUCACGAAAAUCUUACCGGGUCAAUUGAAGGCUCUCGAAGGAACGCCAAUAAAAUUGGAAUGCGAGAUUCGCGGUAAUUCCAAGAUGGAUGUACGAUGGUACCGUGAAACAACGGAGAUAGAUUCGCACGGUGAUUCAAGAUUCGCGAUACACCGCAAUGGUUCCAAAUGUUUCUUAACAAUUGCGAAUAUUAGAGAGGAUGAUUCCGGGAGAUACGUUUGCGAGGCGAACAACAAGAUCGGUAAAGUGUCGUCGUUCGCUAGGGUUCUCGUCGUUAACGAUCCAAGAAUUAUCGAGGCUGAUAUAAAACUCAGAACAAAGUAAGUAGAUAUAUUAUUCGCGAGACUGACAAGGCCAGUAAUAACGUUAUAUAAUUCCGUUAAAAGUUUGAGCAUCGAACCGGAAGAUAAACCGCCGCAAUUCACCAUGAGAAUACGGGACAGACGAGUGCAGACAACUUAUCCGGUAAGGCUUACCUGUCAAGUUAUCGGGCAUCCCGCUCCAGAGAUCACGUGGUACAAGAAUGAAGCAAAAAUCUCCCAAGACGAUCGUCACAUCUUCUGGGAUGACGACUCGAACUUCCACACUCUGGAAAUAAUUCAUUCCACCCUCGACGAUUCCGGAUGUUACAUGGUGACAGCGAGGAAUGUAAACGGCUCUGUAUCUUGUCGAUGUAACCUCGUGGUGGAUAAGGGAAUUCGAGCUUACGUUGCUCCAGAAUUUCUUCGCGGCCUCGACGCGGCUUACACGAUUCAUUCUGGCGGGGAGCUGCGAAUGUCCGCGCAACUCGAGGCUUAUCCGAGUGUUGGUGUCGUUUGGCAUCGCGAUGGUAAUCGACUACGACCCAAUAGAAGAGCCAUAAUGACAUUGAGCCACGACGGUACCGUCCAAUUUUCUCUGCCUAACAUCACUGCCCGAGAUGCCGGAGUUUACAGCUGCACCGCGACGAAUGCAGUCGGUCAUACGGAGACAUCGACCAGGGUGGCUGUCAUCACGGAUGCAGUUUCGGAUCAGUCGUCCAUUGAUGGAUCAUUCAAUAUUAUGAGUGCAUCUCCGGAUAUACCAUAUUCCAAGGAGCCACUUUUCGUCACGAAACCGUUAUCAACCGAAGCAGUUGAGGGCGAUACGGUCAUCAUAUUCUGCGAAGUCGUCGGAGAUCCUAAGCCCGAAGUAAUAUGGCUGCGCGAUUUUCUCAAGAUAGCUAUGACGGGCGAUUUCGCUGCCGAGUUCGACGGCGAGACAGCGCGAUUAAGUAUUCAGCAUGUCUAUCCCGAGGAUGAAGGAGAGUAUACGUGUGUGGCUUACAACGACCUUGGGAAAGCGUAUACAUCGGCAUGCCUAGUUGUGGAUGUACCCGAGGGAAAGGAAAAUAUAUUGAGUCAAAGAUUGACGAGGCCAGUAGGUCUGCUGUCGGCAGGAUCGACACCGAGGUCGACACCACGAUCGACGCCGAUCAGGAGUUUAUCACCAGCAAGAAUUGCUUUCAGACGGACGCGAAUUCAGAUCACCGCAAGUUCUGCCGCGAGGCAAACGUCGUCGAAACGACCCAAGGUUUGCCCACCGAAAUUUUACGCGGUGCCGCACAAUCGUCUGGUCCAGGAAGGUGAGACUGUGCGUUUCCAGUGCGCGGUAGUCGGUCAUCCCACGCCCUGGGUAAGAUGGGACAAGAACGGUAGCAUCGUAACACCGAGCGCAAGGAUUUCCAUCAAGGAACGAGACGACGUUAAGAUACUUGAGAUUGUUGACGUAAUGCGGGAGGAUGCCGCUCUUUACAGAGUGACGGCGGAGAACGAUUUUGGCCGGAUCGAGGCCAGCGCUCGUCUGGAAGUAAUAAGUCGAUAUGAUUCGACAAGUCGGACUAUCAGGACUAGAAGCGCCUCACCUAGGACUUAUCCUUCAUUCGAUCGGAGCCUCCUGUCAACUACUAGUAGAAUAAGCGAACGCUUGCAGCUGGAAUGCCGUAUAAGAGGAACACCGAGUGUAACGCCGACGUGGUACAGAAACGGACGACCGUUGGAACGAUCCACUAGAAUAAAGAGGUAUUUUGACGGCACGACGGCCAGAAUCGAAAUAUCGAAGGUAAAGGCCAGCGACGCGGGUGAAUAUACCUGUGUAGCGAGUAAUGUCCUUGGAUCAACGAGAAGUACUUGUCAGGUAACCAUAUUAAAUCCGCGCGAUUCGUCCAUCGCGGACAAGGACGCACCGCGAUUUCUCCGAUCGUUACCGGAAGAAUCGAUUGUUAUGGAAAAUCAUUGUCACGAAUUUCAGACAGGAGUCACAGGUACACCUCCUUUCACGGUCACGUGGUCCAAGGACGGUCGUGAAUUACCUGACAACGAUUAUUAUAGAUACGUUAUAUAUGGAGACGGCGGUAUUGCUCUUAGAUUAUCCGAGGUUCGCCCGCAAGAUGCCGGUGAAUAUACCUGCGUUGUGCGAAACGACUUCGGUGUUGCUUCCUGCAGUAGUCUUUUUGCUGUUCAAGACUACAAAGACGUUUCCAAAUUGGCAUUACAAUUUACGAAAACUCCACUAUCAAUACUCGCCGUUAAAGGCGCUACCGCUUGUUUCUGUGUUCGAACGCAGUGUGAAAAAACCGUGGAACUUACUUGGACGAUUAACGGAAAAGACGCUAGAGAAAAUACAAAGUGUAAAAUCGAAAGAGAUGGCAACGUCAGCAUCUUGAGAAUACGCGACAUAUCAUCGCGCGAUACAGGAGAGAUUCGAUGCACAGCCUCCGUGAACGGCAAGGGUCCAUCCAUCAGUUGCGUUGCCAAACUGCGAUUACAACGUUCGCUGCACGAUUCUACCGAUAGAAGCCCUCCGCCGGUUGCAGCAAUGACAAAGCCCGAAGAUAUUCAGUCUCAUGCACAGGCUAAGCUAUCGCUGACGAAUAUUAAUAACACAGGCAUGCCAGAAAAAAUCACGGAGCUAUCAUUAUUAAAACAUCGACGACGACGUGAGGAAUCGCCGACGCGAACCAGAUCGUCUUCGUUUCCUCGGCGGAUCGUAUCGUACACUAAAAAUGUUUCUCCUUUGCCAGCAAGAAAAUGCAUUCUUAACAAUGCGUCAGCUGAUAUUGGGAAAUCACGAUUUGGAAGCGAUCUAUUGCGACAGAGAAUUACAAAGAAGAAUUUAGACAGUAACGUAGAAUUUUCAAACGAUCGAAAAUUGUCAUCGUCAUUAGACGAGACAAAUGAAACGGAUAUCUCGAUGAAUUUAUUAUCACCAAAGAAAACGGAACAAUUCAAUUUGGAUAUUAAUACCGUAUCGAACGAAAAAUGUGCGGAAUCGAUCCUAGAGUUGAUGAAAGCUACGAUAGUAAAAGAUCCAGCUGACGUCACCGUAUUUAAAGGGAACAGCGCAGUAGUCAGAGUAACUUAUCAAGGACGUCCCGAACCGAUGAUUAAGUGGCUUCGAGUGAAUCGCGAACUGCAGCCAGAUGAGAAGAUUAGGAUAAUCAGCGGGGACGGUACAUCUUGCCUGACAAUAGACAAUGUGACAUACGACCACGCUGGAAAAUACGAAGUCUCAGUGGAAAAUUUAUUGGGCAAGGAACGAAGAUUUUUCAGUUUAGCUGUGGAAGGUCAACCCGAACCAGUCGCGGGUAAACCGAGUGUGAAUCUUAGUACUGGCCAAGCUACGAUCGUCUGGAGAUCGCCACCUUAUGACGGAGGUCGCACAGUAAUAGGAUAUACAGUGGAAGCAAAACACGCCGGUGAAAGCACGUGGACGGUAAUUACCGAGUCUUGUCAUUCGCUGAGUCAUACGGUAUUGUCAGCUGAAACGAAUUCUGUGACACCGGGUGAGAGUUACCGUUUUCGCGUCCGAGCUGAAAAUAUUCACGGUCUUAGCGAUCCUAGCAUGGAAUCUGAUCCCGUCAGAAUCCCGAAGCAAGGAGAAACAAUGUUGCAAGAGGAGGACGAAGACGAAUUCGAGCCGAGCUUUGCGGCUCGUAUAGUAGAACCGGAAGAGGGAAGACUUUUCGGCGAAAAAUACGAUGUUCUUGAAGAGCUAGGAAAGGGCCGAUAUGGUAUAGUUAAAAAAGUCAUCGAGCAAUCGACGGGCAUGAGUUUCGCUGCAAAAUUCGUCAAAACAAUCAAAGCAAAAGAUCGCGAACAGGUGCGCGAAGAAAUCAAAAUUAUGAACGCAUUAAGACAUCCUAAACUUCUACUACUGGCUGCUGCUUAUGAAAGUCCUCGUGAAACUAUACUGAUCACAGAAUAUAUUUCAGGUGGAGAACUAUUCGAGAGGGUAGUAGCAGACGAUUUUACUUUAACCGAGAGAGACAGUAUCCUCUUCAUGCGACAAAUUUGUCAAGGAGUCGAAUAUAUGCACAAAAACAAAAUUGUACAUCUUGAUUUAAAACCCGAAAAUAUAAUGUGCCGUACGCGUACUUCUCAUCAGAUUAAACUGAUCGAUUUUGGAUUGGCACAGACUUUAAAAUCGGACACACCGAUCAGGGUGCUUUUUGGCACACCGGAAUUUAUUCCACCGGAAAUCAUAAGUUAUGAGCCUAUCGGCAUCGAGUCGGACAUGUGGAGCGUCGGUGUAAUUUGUUAUGUUUUACUCACCGGUUUGUCGCCAUUCAUGGGAGAUAACGAUGCCGAAACCUUCGCUAAUAUCACACGGGCAGAUUAUGAUUUAGAAGACGAAGCUUUUGAUGCCAUAUCGAAUAACGCCAAGGAUUUUAUUACCGGAUUACUUAUCAAACGAAAAGAAUUACGCAUGUCUGCCACACAGUGUUUAGAACAUCCAUGGAUAGCACAACACGUUGCGACAAUGAGCAGAAUAGUUUUGCCGACUGAAAAACUGAAAAAGUUCAUUAUACGAAGAAAAUGGCAGAAAACAGGAAAUGCCAUUCGCGCUCUGGGAAGAAUGGCAAUUCUCUCGGCAUAUAAUAGACGUAGUCCCACAGCAACAGCGGAGUCGUCACCUACGCUCGAGCAACGAUUCGAGAUGCAAUAUUCCGAUGAUAGAAUUAAAUCAAUCCGCACUGCUAUCGAUGAAGAUACGGAACGUGUCGUGACAAACGCGAAAGAAAAUUCUGCCGAGACAGAAUCAUGGACGCAUCCCACGUGUGUGACGGAAGGAAAUACCGAGAUACAAAAGACACCGACGAAGGAAGAAAGUAGCUUGAAUGAUCUUUCAAAUCAGAUCAAAGAAAAAACGUCUAAAUUACAUAUCGAAUUAAUUCCAAAAAUACAAGACAUCACGACGCGUCUGGAAAUUUUAGCGUCGAAAGAGAACGAGAAAAGUGACAAAGAGUUAAUCGAAAAAUCUUCCCAAAUGGACGCGAUUCCGAAAUCGCAAGCAUUGCACAGGGUAUUUCGUGGCGAUUCGCGCGAUUCCGGAAUAGGUGAUUGCGGUUCGACCCAGAUGACAUCCUCAUUACAAAUAGACGAACUAGAAAUAGAGUCCACUAUCGUAGAAGAAGUAGAUCAUGAGACUCACAACCGAGAAAGUAAACGAACAUUGAGAAAGGAAGAAACUCGACAAACUUCUACGGGGGGGAUGAUAGCGAGUUUAGUACAAGAUAAAAAAAACCCUCUUCUUCACGAUACCGGAAUUAUUACGGUCAACGACAAGGUAGCUACAAAGAGUGACGUGACUAAAGCUUCGUGUGAAACUAAUCCUGUGCGGAAAGUUGCCGAUGAGAAUACGAAUGCAAGGAUACUAAGCGGACGCAAUCGCGAUAGAUUCCUUCCAACCGGAAACGUAAGUCGCACGGCCAAGAUAUUCGAAAAAGAGAGUGGAACAUCGAAAUCGGAUAAUUCACAGAUUCCGCAACGCACGUAUCCUGCCGCUUUGGUCGCAGGAAAGCCGCACAACGAAAGAAUACAGAAAGCUUUCGCGUUCUGGAAUAAAUAAAGAUAUCUGUUGAAAAUACACCGGUACCGGAAUAAAAUACAAAUCGAAGUAGAUAGAACUUCGUAACAUUUUCAAGCGAUAUAGAAAUGCAUUGUUUAUGAGAAAUCACGAAUAUAUAGAAAUAUUGUUCUUUACGCACAUAUAUGUACAGUAGUAAUGUACAAUCUGUUGAAUAUAUACCUGUUGAAGUCAUAAUCCUUGCACGCUCCUAACAUUGAAAAAUAAAUAUAAAUUGUUUUAUCAAUUGUGUUAAUAUAUAUAUAUAUAUAUAUAAAUCGUACCGAUGUGACAAAGAGACAAGCACUUCAUAGAAUGAAUGAUCAUUUCCAUAAAAAAAUUUAUAUGAGAAAACAAUUUGUAAUUUUUAUCGCGUCGCAGAGUUUGAAAAAAAAUCCAGCUUUCAAAAUCUGCAAGUCGCCACUUAAUUUUUUUUCUAUUUAAAUGCUAAUAAUUGUAUUCGCAAAUUAAAUGAAUAUUCUUGUGCUGCAUUAAAAAUACAUUUCAGUUUGAAACGUAAUUUUGAAACAUCAGUGCCAUGUAUAAAUAUAUAUUCAUGUGCACACAAUUGAUACUUUUGUUAAAUAUAGCACAUAUCUUAUAGUACAUAUACAUAAAACAUUUUUAAGAAAUACAUAUGUACAUAAUUUCUUGAUGAUUGAUAUAAUAUAUCUGGUACAAUACCUCCCAGCAAAGUAUAAUAUUAUACUCAUGUUGUGGAAGCAUAAGUGCACUUUGUUAAAUCAAAAAUAAUUAUUUCUGCGGACAUAUCCCUGCAGUUGUAUUGCAAAGAUGAGACGGACAACGUCUGUAUUAUUGUAUUACGAUAAGUUAUUUACAUAGAAAAAUAAAGGAUAUAUCUAUGUAUU